UCUAGUACGAAGCAUUGUCUGACGUCGUGUUUCAACGCAGCAGGGAAGGUGUGGUUUGUGUGUGUUUCGAAUCAGUGUGCAAAUCAAAAAGUUGUGAACGUCAGAAAACGAGAACGGAUAGUGAAUUAGAAUUUGUGCUAUCAGACAACCGUCUCAACAGCAUUGUUCCAGAAACAUCAAGAUGCUUUUAUCCUAAUCCCUUCACCCUGGUGGCCGCGCGUCUGCUCCGCUUCGGGCGAUCACACAAACUACCGGACUGAACGGUUGUUGCGAAUUGAAUCUGUGCCGCACAGGUGCAGCAGAGAACAGGAAAAUUUUAUCGUGCAAGAAUCAGGACACUAUCCCGCUUUGGUACUUGCAGUGUCGCGUCCGUGAGCGAUUCAUUGUAAUCCUUCCGACUGACAUUUUCUGUCCAGUUUCUAGCAGGAGCAACCAAACGUGGGCUACAACUACCGGAGCAACGUGCGGGAACCAACCAGCUAUCUUUCCACAGCAACAUUCAUAUCUGCAACAACUUCCUCAUUGCAACUACAACUUCAGCCUUUUUGGUCCGUACCGAGCAGCUGCGAAUUGAAUUUUUUCCAGCGACUAUCAAACGCAUUCUCCUCCGUAAGCCGAGUUCCACGAGACAAAGAAGCACCUCCUCCUGCAAGAUGACGAGCGACGCGGGAGUAUCGAAAUCAAAAAAAGAGAAGAAGGAAAAGAAGAGCAAGAAGGAGAAGAAAGAAAAGGACAAAAACAGCGACCAUCCAAGUCCCUCCGCCUCACCUGGGGACGCGGUAAAUGAAAUUUUGUUAUGAUUUUGUUAAAGGAGCUUCGCCUUAUUCUUAUGAAAGAAACUCAGUAAGCGAGGUCAUCUAAUGGAUUUUCUGCACUUUACUGAACAAGAGAACGUGAACUUGUUCUUUCACCAAACCCGCAGCAUUAACCAAAAAUCUCAGGCACCGUCACUUCCGCCCGGUCUCGCCGCCGCUGGCUUAGCCGGCGCGUAUCCACCGUGGGGCGUUGCAGCCGCACCCGGGUGGGACCCGUGGGGACAGGGAUGGCAUCCCGCCGCCGCUUCGGGGCACCACUGGGCCCCUCAUAUGGACCCGAACGCCGCCGCCAUGAUGGCUGCCGCCGCGGCGCACCAGGCCGCCGCAGCAGCCGGGCACCACCUGGUGCCGCCGCACGACGCGGCAAAUGCGCUCUCGGGUGCGUUGGAAAAGGCGCUGAGCAGCCACCUGAGUGGGAGCUCGGAACGCAAAAAGAAGAAGAAGAAAAAGAAGCGCAGAAGCCGUUCGUCCGAUUCGGAGGAGGAAUCGUCGGAGGAAAUAAAAGUCCGCACCAUCGCCAAUCCCUUCGCUCGCUACGGCCACGAAUCCCAGCCACCACCGCAGCAGGGAGCGCAGAUGCCAAGGAGCGGAGAUUACACGAGCGAAAAGCUGGAGGCGAUAGGAAUCCACGAAAAUCCUAUGCGAUUGUCUUCGAUCAGGGCGACUUAUCAUUAUCAGCGGAAGAUGUCAGUGUCAUGCGUGUUUGAGGACUCUAAUGAUCUGUUAACACCGAGAUCUAGAUCACAGGUUACGUGAAAUGUCUACCACCUCUCACCACCUCCUUGGGCUUGGACUUAUGAACUGGAGUUCAAUCCCAGUUUAUUCGCUGAAAGCCGCCACAAUGGUAAUGAUAAUUGGUUUGCAUCCUAUACCAGCAGAACUAGUCGAAGGCCUCCUCGAAUGGGUGGAUGAAAAUAGGGUGAAAACUUUUUUUAGCUUUUUUUUGUCCACUUCAAUCAUGGGUAGACCACGAUUUCCAACAACAGCGUCGGUUACUUAGUUCCUGCUGAUAGUUCGGUGGAGGUCGUUCUUGUACCAAAUUGCAAUAGAAAAAGCCGAGCAUGUGCGUCGUUUGGCAGCGUCUCAUAGUUGGUUCCAGUCCCGACAGAUACAUUCCACAGUUUUUACUGGACAGCGCAAUGCUGGCACAGUAAAAUCUUUCAGUAAAGAAUUCUUUGGUAUAAAACAUCUUUGUGCAAAACGAGAUGGAACCUCCAGUGCGAGUGAGUAAAGGCAUUUGCGCACCAUGCAAGUAUUGACGAGCUUCGACCGUGCAGAUCGUACUGCUGCUGCAGCCGGAAGGAUCUCAGUAGUAGAUAGAUCUCUAUACAUACCUACGUACACAACUGUCCGCCUCGCGUUUUUUCACGGGAGAAGUUACAAGCGCACUGGUGAUUGUAGCUGGAGGAAGGUUUCCUAUGUAUUGAUGAGCACGACGGCGGUUCAGCAAAACAAGUUGUGCGGCGGGCCUUCAUUGUCAUUCGUGAAGCCAACAAAUUUUGCUUUGAAACUGGAGGAGAAAUAAGUACUGAGUGCCGAGGUAGUUGUGGACUGCUAACGUUGAAUCGCAAUCGGGGUGCCACCGCGAGCAUGUUAGAAAUCCGAGAUGAAAAUCAUAAGUAGACCGCAUCCUGUGCCUGCUGCAUUUUUAGUCUGUGCGACUGAUGCAAGUCUUCAUGCCAUGCCCAUGCUUGUAGCUGUAAGUGUGCCUAAUAUGGCCAGACGCAUAUAUCUCUAUUAUGGCGCACGCUUAGCGUGAGACCGACCAAGCUGCCUGUACUAGGGACAAAAGAUUUUGACGUUUAGGCUCUUAUUUAUCUCUAGUACGUAGUUCUUGUAGCUGCUACACCUUUGUACAUAGUCGGUUGUAGCUACUCCACGUCCUCAUGUUUGUGUUGCGUAUUUCCCGGAAGAUGACCACGCGUCAAAAAUGUCAUCGAAAUUCCCCAUCAAUACGAACCUCUGCAGAUCGAUCAAGACGCCUUCGUACGGCUUCGAUGCCUCGUACGAAACUGGGACGAAAGUUGUACUAUAGGAAGAAACAAGUUGUGGGAAAAAUGUAACACAGUUCGUCGUGGUCCACCACUAAAAUUCGAAUGUUUUUUCUGCAGCUGCAAUCAAGUUGUGCUUGUGUGUGCUUCAGUUGUUUUGCAGCCACACCACUGCAAAGCCAGAGCCGUUGAGCUUUUGCAUUAUUGGCAUCUGAAUUGCCAUUGCAACGAGCAGCUGACGCCGUAAGAUUCCUCGAAAGUAAAACUUGUUCCCUGUGCUCCUUUCUUUGCCCUUCAAUACCGCACGGUGGAGUACCAGCACAAAAUCAUGGUAAAAGGCCCGGUUGGGGACGUCGCGAACCCGGCCAACGUGCUGAUCGCGCGUAUACGCGAUAUGCUCAAGCACCCGAUCCUGGGAGCGCCGAGACCGGGGAAGAAGGCACAGCCAACGCUAGAAGAGAAAGAGCACCUGGAGGACAGUACACGUUUGUUAUACGCGGUUUUCUUCUGAAUCUGAUUGAUUUACUUAUUCCGAGCUGCACCUUCCUGCCUGUUCAUGCGAGUACUAGAUUGGACGUUUCCGCUUCGCUAUCGUGCUUGAAGAGAUUUGUAGUUGUGCCGACAUUUCUAUCGGUACCACGUUGAUGUAGUUACUCAUAAGUUCAAAAAAAAUGACACCAGUGCGCGCACUGGAGAUGCAGGCACGAAACAACUACCAGCAAGAGAACCAGAAUCAGAGAAUGAGACAGCGAUACGACGAAAGAGACGGAAAAGGCGGAAAGAGGUAUACAUAGUAAUCAUCUGCGUAUAAAAAUCCUUUUCCAGCACCUUCAUGGACGGCUUUCUUCAUGGUCAUUGAUUUGGUUUUUGGAAAAAGUUAGUGUCGUAGAUGUACAAAGUAAACGUUCUUCCUCUCAUCUUACCCCGACUCGUUUAGGUAUGACGGCUACCACGACCGUCCGUACGGCAAGUGGGGCCGCGCUGCCGCCUCGCCAGAGGUGAUCGGGCCGAGUUUAUCGGAGCAGCAAGAGAAGCUGUCCCAGCGGGGAGGCAGCGGCAAGUACAAUGGCGGAAAAUACGGCAAAGGCGGAGGAGGACGGCACAAGGACCACCAGCGAAGUAUUGGAGACUACAACCACAGCAACGGCGGUGGAGCAUCAAACCAGCAGAACCUAGCGCUGACCAACGUCGUCGACCCCUCCAUUGACGCGCGACACGCCCCCCAGUUCGUGCCAGCCACGGCCGCACAACACUCGUCCACCUUUCCUCCCGGAGGAGAGAGCGUGCAUCCCCCGCACCAGAUCCAUAUGGGCGGCGCAGGUGUUGUGCCACCAGCACACCAGCAGCAACCCGGGGUAGUGAUGAUGCAGCAGCACCAGCAGCACAGUAUGAACACCGAGCAGCCGCAGCGCGAAUCCACGCCAACGACCACAUCGAAUGGGCAGGCCAUGCCGUACGGCUUCGGAAAUACCACGGUGAGAGGACAAACGACGCCACGGAACCACAUACACAGCAACCUCCCCGGCGGCGGCGGACAGGGGCACCAGUCCUUUGCCACCAAUGGCGGGUUUGUUCAUCCACAACACCAUGUACUUCCGCACGACCAGGUAGGACAUCAUCUUCCGCAGCACCACCCGCCACCAAUGGCGCACUUUGGUGGACCUCCUCCACCAGAGAUGACCGGCCCGCCGCAUCACCAGGGCGGGUAUCGUGCGCACCAACAGGGUGGAUACCACCAGGCACCUAGUGGCGGUGGUCCAUACGGAAAGGGCUUUGCACCGGUUACCUUCGCGGAUGUUCGGGGGGCGUGCUAACGGAGCAGUCUUGAGCGAGGACUACAUAGGAUUUUUCUAGUAGUGCGGUGCCUGUGCAAGUAACAUACAUGGAGGACCAUUAACACGCAGCACUACAACCUGACGAGCGACCUUUUGGGAUUGGAAACGACCAAUGGAAACGAAUAUAAAUAGUUUUUUCCUCGAAAACGAAAACGAAAUGAACCUGAUGAACCAGCGAUGAGUAUUCGCCCGGCGACCGCGCGACUGUUGCGACGUCAAUUGUACGCCUGCACGGCAACUACGUCCAAAACUCAACGAAUACUUCGUUAUUUUCAUCUGAGAGCGUCUUCUUUCGGCGACAAGGGCAGAAGCAGUAGCGCAUGUUAUCUAGUACAGCGAUAUAAUUGUGGCGCUUUUCAUUUAAGACGAACGACUACGACCACUUUCUGCUUGCGGCGAAAAGUACUCUGCGCUCUACGGUGGCUGACGGCAUCCGCGACUCUCCUGCGGUGGUCCACAGCAGCUACUUACUCUUAAAGCAGCACCACUACCUCUUGAGCACGCAGGACAUAGACUCAGGGAAAGUUGAAACACUUUUAAGCAGUGCGAGGACCACGUCAGUGUUACUGAGACUUUAAGAUGGAGCACACCAGGACUCGACGGGCUAUCGGGACGCUCUCCCCGCACUGAUUACGUCUUGUCGCUGCUCAGAUUGAGCGUCAACAUUUACAU
Amoebophrya sp. A120 is the source of this 5313-nucleotide messenger RNA. The record is from the annotation of a GenBank genome assembly. NCBI's taxonomy places the organism in Eukaryota, Dinophyceae, Syndiniales, Amoebophryaceae.